Molecule: messenger RNA, 5149 nt
Organism: Galleria mellonella (greater wax moth)
Lineage: Eukaryota; Metazoa; Arthropoda; Insecta; Lepidoptera; Pyralidae
Product: glutathione hydrolase 1 proenzyme-like
Exons: 11
Coding region: 422-2320 (632 amino acids)
Biological process (GO): glutathione catabolic process
Cellular component (GO): plasma membrane
Molecular function (GO): glutathione gamma-glutamate hydrolase
Source: RefSeq, a predicted model, not a curated record
AUAUAUACGUAAAGUCGUCGCCUGGCAACCGAAAUUGCGCGCGAUUUUUAUUCAUAUAAGUGUCAUAACCACCGGAAGUUAUGGUUUAUCUGUUGUGAAUGGGUUCAUUGUGAUGUAUGACCUACCUGUGUGUUACGGUUCACAUAAUAAUUAAAAUUUUGCGUUUAAAUUAAUAAUUUGCCGCAUGGUGUUCAAAUCCCUUAAGUUUCACGAGAAGUGACAAUUUUGGUAUUACUAAGUACUUACUAAUAUUUUAUAUUAUUACGUAUAAGUCAUCUAGAGUAACGUGUUCGCAAGUAGGUACUAUGUAAUACCAAUUACAUUUCCUAAUAUUCAUGCGAGCAGUCUCGGCAUAACCUCAAGUGGUGUUAAUAUACACGUAACUCAGUGGUACUAAAGUCUAAAAAUAAGGUGUGCAAAUAUGUGUGAUAGACAAUUGUUAAGGGAGAGCUCUUUGAAGAAAACAAACAAACCUGGACAAGUGAGGAGGAAGAACAGACAUGUGUCGAUAUCAAUUCCACAUAAUGAAAGAAACAGGCCAUAUAAACUGAGGACUAAGCUAAUCAUCGCAGCACUAGUUAUCUUGGUGUUUCUGUCAGCACUCAGUGGUUACAUCAUUGGCAGUGGAGACUAUAAAUCAUGGAAAGCUUCAGAGCCACCAGAUCCUUUGGUACCAUUGUUACCAUCACCGUCCAAGCUACAUGUCUUCCAGAAGGCUGCAGUAUGCACAGAUUCGCCUCAGUGUUCACAAAUAGGAAGAGAAAUACUGUUGAAAAAUGGCUCAGCUGUGGACGCUGCGAUAGCUGCCAUGUUUUGCAACGGAUUGCUCAACCAACAGAGCAUGGGAUUGGGAGGUGGAUUUUUCAUGACGGUAUACAUCAAAAGUGAAGAGAAGGCAUACACUGUGAACGCUAGGGAGACAGCACCGGCCGCUGCCACCGAAGACAUGUUCCAUGGAAACUACCAUAAAGCUUCCAAAGGUCCACUAUCAGUAGGAGUCCCUGGUGAACUCCGUGGACUAUGGACGGCAUAUAAACGCUGGGGCAAGUUACCAUGGGAGAGCCUGCUGGCCCCAACGUUGGAGAUUUGCAAUAACGGCUUCGUAAUGUCGAAAGCGAUGUACGACGGCCUGGAAAGCGCUCCGUUCAUCAAGAACGAUCCUCAACUGAGUAAACAAUAUUACAACCCGGCCAAAGGACAGUUCCACCGGCCAGGCACGACGGUGAAGCCAAGCGAGGCACUAUGCAAUACAUUGCAUCGGAUCGCUGAGAAAGGCGGCGAUGAACUUUACAACGGGAGCCUGGCGAAUGACUUCGUGGAAGACUUGAACAGGGUUGGCAGUAUCAUUACCGCGGAUGACUUGAGAAAUUAUGAGGCAAAAAUUGUGGAGCCACUCGUUGUGCAUCUCGGAAACGGCGACAUUCUCCACGCACCGCCGCCGCCGAGCAGCGGCGUCAUACUCGUGAACAUACUCAACAUACUCCAGGGAUACAACUUCACCUCCAAGAGUAUCAACACAACAGAUGACAAGAUACUCACUUACCAUAGGAUAUUAGAGGCCUUCAAAUAUUCCUACGCGACAAGAACUAAAUUGGGAGAUCCACUUUUUCUGGAUUUAAAAGAGUUGAUCCAGAACGUAACAAGUUCCGAGUACGGCGCGUCGAUACGGCUUCGCAUCAACGAUACUGCCACCAGUAACAAUACAGACACGUACGGCGCCACCCAGUACAACAAGCCUGACGCUGGCACUGCACACAUCUCCAUCAUAGGCAUCAACGGAGACGCUGUAUCUGUUACCAGCUCUAUUAACUUCUAUUACGGCGCCGGCUUCACAACCCACACCACGGGUAUCGUGAUGAACAACGUGAUGGACGACUUCUCUUCACCGGGGAUCACCAACUACUUCGGGCUGCAGCCGUCUCCUGCCAACUUCAUAGCGCCUGGCAAGAGACCGCUCUCGUCCAUGAGUCCUAGUAUAAUAACAGAUCAAAAUGGCAAUGCCAAGAUGGUGAUCGGCGCCUCCGGUGGCACUAAGAUUACAACGGCCGUCGCUUUGGUUACGAUGCGUAAACUCUGGUUUGGCCAGACGAUAAAACAGGCGGUAGACGAGGCGAGGAUACAUCACCAGAUAUUCCCAAUGAUAGCAGAGUACGAAUACGGCAUUACUGAGGACAUAUUGGAAGGAUUACGGAAAAAAGGCCACGGUAUGGUUCGCUACAGAGGUAGAGGGUCAAUCGUCUGCGGCCUCUACAGAAACAGAACGGGGAUUUAUGCAAACGCCGACUUUAGAAAAGGCGGUGAUGUUGCCGGUAUGGAUUAGAGAACUGAUUUGAUAUGACAUGAUUUAGAUGUAAGCGUAAAUCAGGCUUUUGUCUGACAUUUUAGAUUUUAAAAAUCGACUACAAGAUCUACGUAAGUAAAGCAUAAAGUGCUAUUCACAAAAGCUUUGGGUCCAGACUCGUCAGCAUGUCAAAUGGGGGAAAAGUUGCUUGUAUAAACAUAGCUUUGUGUUAGACGUCUCCGAACCUUCCCGAGCAUAUAGAGCAUACUUUAACGUAUGUUUGUGCCAUCAGUGCUAUCCAAUUCCUCUCACCAUCAUCCCGGACCAUGUGACAAAUUUUUGUCAUAUUUAUUUAUACAGGGUAAAAUUAUUUUACUAAAUCUACCGGUGAAUCUGAACUUUCCUAAAGAAUUGUGAGUUAAUAAUUGCCAAAAAGAGACGCAAAUACAAAUGCAAAUAAAAAUAGUAAAUUAAACAAAAUAAUUCUAAUCAACUAACCAAUGGCAAAAUAAUGUUUUAGUCCCAUAAUGUUAAAUUGACAGCUGAAAGCAUUAGUUCUCAGAGCAAAGAAUAUUUAGUUUAAAACGAAAAUAUCCUAUCGUCGUGAAACGCUUAGCGACAGAUCUUGUUUCAUAUAAAAUAAACUAAAACAGCACAUGUGAACUGCCAUGGUUUAAUUUUAACUUAUUGCUGCUCAAUGUGGUAAAUACUUAGGCUAAAGAAGGAAAAAAACAUUUUAUUGUUCAUCUAUUUCAGUCAAAAUAAGUUUUGAUUGAACCUUUGAUGUGUAAUUAUAUUUUUUUUUUAGUUUUAUGACGAAACACUUUUUAACGUUUGCUAUUACAUCGUAUUACAAUAUUUUUCUUUUAAUAUUGGCAAAGGGCUAGUGUUGCCUGUUAUGACACUAACAAACAAGAAACUAAAUAUAUUAAAAAUGAACGGUAAGGAUUUUGGUAUUACUGAUAGUUAUAAUUUGAUGUUAAUGAAAAAUAAAGGAAGUUAAGGAAUUAUACAUCAAAAGGAAUAGCUAACAGCAUAAAAUGGAUAUAAAUGUCGACAUAGUUGACAGCAUAAUUACAUAAACAAAAAAAAUAAGUGAAAUUAUUUAUGGCAUAUUGAAUUGUAUUCUCAAAUCAAAAUAAAAAAAAAAAACAGUUCCUAAAUUAUCCACAGAUAAUAAUAAUCAUGUUCCUUCUAUAAAUGUUUUAAACGCACGGUAUACUUUCAAUAUAUAUUUUUUAAUACCUAAUACCUCCACAAUAUUAUUAUAUUUACUAGCGAUUUGAAAAUCGUGAUCUUUUUAUCUCUUGACUAUAGUGAUUGGCAAUAAAUAUAAAAUUAGGCUAUGAAAUGUCUAUUUAUUGUGAAUAAAUUAAAAUUACAAAUUCAAAUGUGAUAGUAUUAGAUAGAAUACGAAUAAAUUUUACUAUGAGAUGUGCUGUUGAAUUUAAGUCUAACUUAAUUGAAUCUCAAUGUACCCACGUACAUAUUGUUAUUUUAAUUACUUACUUUUUACUAACUUAUGAGUGUUUAGCGACAGUAAAGAAUAUGUGGAUACAUACUUCUGCAUGCAAUUCAUGCAGAGCGUCUAUACCGAAACUGUUACCGAAUAAAAUAUCACGAAGUAUGUGAUUACAGCAGCAAACAAUGUAAUGUACAUGAAUACUUUACUCAUAUUAGAAAAAUAUGUUAUUUACUGAUUGGAAAAACUUAAAAAGCCUAUUAAAUACCUACACUUCAUAACUGUAAGAAUAAACGGAUCAACUUGCGUGUAUUUUUAUGAAGUAUGCUCGAUUAGUAUCGAUUCAAAACAUUAUUUAAUAUUGAAAAAUGAAUAUUGUCUGUUUUCCAUUACAAAUAAUGUGUAGUAAGCCAAUAAAAAUUGUUAUUUACCAGUUUCACCUAUAUUGUACUAAGAUUAAAAUAAAUAAAAAAAAUAAUAACAGUAAUUAUAACAUUGUACAUAGACACACAAAGUACGUAAAGUCAUUCCUCAUAAGACCUGCAAGUUUCAAUACAGUUAUAUGGAUUUAUGUCACUACGGCGUUUCCAUUUACGUAGCUACGCCUCUAGUGGAUAGGUUUGUAAACUCAGACUUUCACCGGAGUUUAUCGACAGUCUUAAUAAAAAAUCUUUUACUAAGUCAUUAUGGUCUAAAAUUUUAAUACAAUAUAACAACGGUCAUGUUAAUAAUUAAAGCAUCGCUUGCAGCGACGUUUAAUUAAGAUUCAAUUUAUAAAUUUCACAAAAUAUUGUUAUAAAAAUUGAACUUUGUUUGGAUCUAUAAUUAUGGCAUCGACUAAAUUACACAUUUUCUUCCGAGAACUUAUCCAACUACCUAAUUACAAUCUGAUCUGAUCACCGUCGAUAUAAAAACUUUUAUUUCUUGCUACCUAAAAUUGUUUAAAAAUUUGUAACUAGAUCAUGUUUAAUAUUAAUAGAUAUGUAAUUAGGCUUAGAUGUAUUAGGUAGUUACAACAAAAUUUAAUUGUUUAACAAAUUUAUAGACGACCAGAAGAAUUCGUAUGAUUAUUUAAUUAUGCAAUAAUUUCCAACUACUCGUAUAUACUAUUUAUUAUUAACAGAAUAUAUUUGAGCUGGGUGAUGAAAGAGAUAUCUAGAAAUGUGCGAAAUAUAUCCAAUGGCCAAUAAUUUAUAGUUAGGAUAGUAAAAUAAAAAUUACUAAAUUUACUUUUUACUUUAUUUAUAAACAUUACAAGAAGAUUCUGUCACAAAAAAAUAUACAUUUAAUUUAUUUCCUAUUACUUAAUGUUUGUAUAUGUACUAUACAUAAAUGAUUUAAUGACAGCCUAUGGUUGUUAAAUUUGAAAUUAAUGAAUAAAUAAAUAAUUGAAUUAAAUAAAUUUA